AUGGGUUUCUGGAAGAAUCUUGGUCUGCUUACGGCUCUGGCCUCAGCUUCCGCCGUGAGCCGCAGGGAGGAAUCGUCCACUGUCUCUUACCCCGACUACGAUCUCCUUGCCGACUGUCCUGGAUACAGGGUCACUCGUGUUCAAGAGAGCCACUCCGGUGUCAAGGCAGACCUCAAGCUCGCUGGGAAGGCGUGCAAUGCCUACGGCGAUGACAUAGAGGAGCUCAACCUCGAAGUCACCUACGAGACUGACGAGCGCAUUCACGUCAAGAUCCAAGACAAGGCAAACUCUGUCUAUCAGGUCCCCGAGUCUGUCUUCGCUCGUCCCGAGUCUCAGUACGCAAACCCCGAGAAGAGUGCCUUCAAGUUCUCCUAUACAGAGGAGCCCUUCUCCUUCAAGGUCAGCCGCCGUGACAACAACGACGUCAUCUUUGACUCCUCGGCUUCUUCCCUCAUAUUCGAGUCUCAGUAUAUCCGCCUCCGCACCAGCCUUCCCAACGACCCUGCCCUGUACGGUCUAGGUUCUCACACGGACCCUUUCCGUCUCAACACAACCGACUACAUCCGCACCCUGUGGAACCAGGACAGCUAUGGCGUCCCCGAAGGUGCCAAUCUCUACGGAAGCCACCCCAUCUACCUGGAGCACCGCGACUCUGGAUCUCAUGGGGUCUUCCUCCUGAACUCUAAUGGGAUGGACAUCAUCAUCAGUAAAGACGAGGGCGGCCAGUUCCUCGAGUACAACGCCCUUGGCGGUGUCUUUGACUUUUACUUCCUUGCUGGACCCAGCCCUGUCGACGUCUCUAAGCAGUACGCCCAGGUCGUUGGAAGGCCUGCUCUCCAACCCUACUGGGGCCUUGGAUUCCACCAGUGUCGCUACGGCUACCGCGAUGCCUUCCAGGUCGCCGAGGUUGUCUACAACUACAGCCAGGCCGGCAUCCCUCUCGAGACCAUGUGGACCGACAUUGACUACAUGGACAGCCGCCUCAUCUUCACCACCGACCCUGGCCGCUACCCUCUGGAGAAGGUCCGCGCGCUCGUUGACACGCUCCACAAGAAUGACCAGCACUACAUUCUCAUGGUCGACCCUGCCGCUGGCUACCAGGACAACUACCCCACCCUGGACCGUGCUAUUGAGGACAACGUCCUCCUUCUGAGGCAGAACGGCUCCGUCUUCCUCGGUGUCGUUUGGCCUGGUGUCACCGUCUUCCCUGACUGGUUUGCCGAGAAUGCUACCAACUACUGGAACAACGAGUUUGCGCUCUUCUUCGACCCCGAGACUGGUGUUGACAUUGACGGCCUCUGGAUCGACAUGAACGAGCCUUCUUCGUUUGCCUGCCUCUUCCCCUGUGCGCGAGCACUGACAAACUUUCAGGACAACCCCUACGAGCAGGCCAAGGGUUACCCCCCGACGCGUCUACCGGUCCGCGAGAACCCCCGCUCGCUCCCUGGGUGGCCAUGCGAGUUCCAGCCCCCUGGCGACGGCGGCUGCGAGUCUUCAGACGCUAAGCGCGAUCUUUUCCGCCCCGGAGGUCCCGUCCGCCGUGAUGUUUCGCACGACAGCCUCUUCCUCCCCGAGCGUAGCAGGCCCAAGGAGGGUACCCAGCAGGGUCUCGACGGCCGUGACUACCUCUACCCCAAGUACUCGAUCCACAACGCCGCCGCCAACGCACCGGACUGGAACGCCGACAAGGGUGGUCUCUCCAACAAGACAGUCCUGACCGACGUCGUAUCGCAGAACGGUCUGGUCCAGUACGACACUCACCAGCUGUACGGCCACAUGAUGGGAAUUGCCUCUUAUGAUGCCAUGCUCUCGCGCCGUCCCGAGAAGCGCCCCUUCAUUAUCACCCGUAGCACCUUCCCUGGAUCUGGUCGCAAGGUCGGCCACUGGCUUGGUGACAACAUGUCUACCUGGUGGCACUACCGUGCCUCGAUCCGCACUGCCCUGGCCUUCACGUCCAUCUACCAGUUCCCCAUGGUGGGCUCUGACGUGUGCGGAUUUGGCGGCAACACGACCGAGGAGCUCUGCUCCCGCUGGGCUGCCCUGGGUGCCUUCAACACCUUCUACCGCAACCACAACGGCGACACCUCCCCCGACCAGGAGUUCUACCUCUGGGAGAAGGUGGCCGAUAGCGCUCGCAAGGCCAUUGGAAUACGCUACAGGCUGCUCGACUACAUCUACACUGCCAUCGCCAAGGCUUCGGAAGAUGGUACGCCCGUUAUGACCCCCAUGUUCUUCAACUACCCCGAGGACAAGAACACCCUCGACCUAGAGCUGCAGUACUUUUACGGCCCCGGUGUCCUGGUUGCCCCCGUCACUGAGGAGGGCGCUACUAGCGUGGAUGUCUACCUUCCCAAAGACAAGUUCUACGACUGGUACACUCACGAAACUAUCCAGGGCAAUGGUGCCAUGCACACCUUUGGCGACGUGGAUAUUACGCACAUCCCUCUUCUUAUCAAGUCGGGUGUUAUCCUGCCCCUGCGCGAGUCGUCUGCGAACACAACCACUGAUCUACGCAAGGAAAAUUUCGAGAUCCUCGUUGCCCUGGACGAUAAGGGUGAGGCCAGUGGUGAGCUGUACCUCGAUGAUGGCGACUCUGUUGACCUCAAGAUCAACGGCGUCUCCAACCUCAAGUUCUCGUACAAGAACGGCGAGCUGAAGGUCACCGGUAGCUUUGGUCAUAAACUGGCAGCUGUCAUCUCCAAGAUCACCGUUUUGGGCAAGAGAGGACACAGCCGCCACGGCAGUGACGGCUCUGGUUUCAAGAACCCCCGUCACGAGGAUGACAAGAACAGCUACACCAAGGACGUAGAUGUCUCCCUCAACGGCCCUAGCACUAUUCCCGCCUAA
Geosmithia morbida is the source of this 2847-nucleotide messenger RNA. RefSeq names its product alpha-glucosidase. The transcript is spliced from 3 exons. Gene Ontology annotation, biological process: carbohydrate metabolic process. Lineage: Eukaryota; Fungi; Ascomycota; Sordariomycetes; Hypocreales; Bionectriaceae. The record is from RefSeq and is a predicted model, not a curated record. The coding region runs from base 1 to 2847 and encodes 948 amino acids. Gene Ontology annotation, molecular function: carbohydrate binding; hydrolase activity, hydrolyzing O-glycosyl compounds.